CCGUCGCGUCCUUCCGACCGUUAGCGCGGUUGUCUUCUCGGCCACUUCUGGCCGCCGCCGCGCUCCGGCCGGCCCGCGUCAUGUCGCAGAGGCCGAGGGGGCGCGGCCGCCCCAGCUUCCAGGCGGAGCACCGCGAUGAGGACCGCGGCGCGGACCCCGAGGCCCCCAGCACGUCCCGCGCGGCGGGCGGCGCGUCCCAAGGCGCUCGCAGGUCCCAGGCCGCCCCCGCCCCGGGGCCGCGGACGCAGAAGCAGCUGGAGCUGAAGGUGGCGGAGCUGGUGCAGUUCCUGCUGAUCAAGGACCAGAAGAAGAUCCCGAUCAAGCGGCUGGACAUCGUGAAGCACGUCAUGGGGGACUACAGGGACAUCUUCCCCGACCUGCUCAAGCUGGCCGCCGAGCGCCUGCAGUACGUGUUCGGGUACAAGCUGGUGGAGCUGGAGCCCAAGAGCAACACCUACAUCCUGAUCAACACGCUGGAGCCGGUGGAGGAGGACGCCGAGGUGCGCGGCGACCAGGGCACGCCCACCACGGGGCUGCUGAUGAUCGUGCUGGGGCUCAUCUUCAUGAAGGGCAACUCCGUCAAGGAGACCGAGGUCUGGGACUUCCUGCGGCGGCUGGGGGUGUACCCCACCAAGCGGCACCUGGUCUUCGGGGACCCCAAGAAGCUCAUCACCGAGGACUUCGUGCGGCAGCGGUACCUGGAGUACCGGCGGAUCCCGCACACGGACCCCGUGGACUACGAGCUGCAGUGGGGCCCGCGGACCAGCCUGGAAACCAGCAAGAUGAAAGUUCUCAAGUUCGUGGCCAAAGUGCAUAAUCAGGACCCGAAGGACUGGCCGGCGCAGUACUGCGAGGCCCUGGCGGAGGAGGAGGGCAGGGCGCGGCCCGGGCCGAGCGCCGCGGCCCCGUCCUCGUGAAGGCGCGCGGAUCGCGGGGCUGCGGGCUGCGGGCGGCGGGCAGCGGGGAGCGACCUGUGCCCUCUUACUGUGUGCGGCCCUAGGCCGAGGCGCGCAGUCUGGGGAGUCUUUCUGGUGGUGCGUUUCAUUGCCUUUGGCAUCAGAGGUUUUCUAGCUUUGUAAAACUAACUGGGAAACUGUACUGUGGUUGCCAUUUGAGAAAGCACAUGGGUACAUUGUUUUGGUGCCAGGAGGUAAAAGCAGAGCUAUUGUGUGGUCUGUUAUUCCACGUUGUAAGGAAAAGCCUUCCUAAAAUUAAAAGUGUGAUUGCCUUUUA
Octodon degus (degu) is the source of this 1233-nucleotide messenger RNA. It is a transcript of the gene Nsmce3, whose product is annotated as NSE3 homolog, SMC5-SMC6 complex component. Lineage: Eukaryota; Metazoa; Chordata; Mammalia; Rodentia; Octodontidae. Gene Ontology annotation, cellular component: nucleus. The transcript has a single exon. Gene Ontology annotation, biological process: negative regulation of transcription by RNA polymerase II. The coding region runs from base 81 to 917 and encodes 278 amino acids. The record is from RefSeq and is a predicted model, not a curated record.